UGUGAAGUUUAAUUUUGAGAAAGAAAGUUGCCCUAAUUGCAUCACGCUCGCUCUAACCAAGCAGGUUUAAUGGCGGGAAUUUGAAAAGCUCUUCUCAAUUGAGAAGAAGAAACCGCGCUUCCUUCUUCUUCUUCUUCUUCUUCUUCUUCUUCUUUCCCUCUUCCAUUGAGCACUGAGUAGUAGUAGCUGAACACAAUCGGAGAAUGGGAUCUGAAGCUCUUGUUCCGAAAUGGGCAUCGAAGCCUUGCAUCAUGGGAAUCGACGAAGCUGGAAGAGGCCCUGUUCUAGGUCCCAUGGUCUAUGGUUGCUUGUACUGUGCUCGCUCCUACCAGAACACCCUUUCCACUUUGAGUUUUGCAGAUUCUAAGACAUUGAAAGAAGAGAAGAGGGAAGAAUUAUUUGAAUCUUUAAAAGCCAAUGAUUCUAUUGGAUGGGCUGUUGAUGUCAUUGACCCCAAGGAGCUCUCUGCUAAGAUGCUCAAGAAGAAUAAGAUAAACUUGAAUGAGAUAUCACAUGACUCUGCCAUGGGCCUCGUCGAUAGGGUGCUAAAAAUGGGGGUGCUUCUAACUGAGGUUUAUAUAGACACAGUUGGAGAUCCAGGGAAAUAUGAAGUGAAGCUGUCCAAAAAUUUCCCAUCUAUCAAAUUCGUGGUUGCAAAGAAGGCUGAUAGUCUUUAUCCUGUUGUCAGUGGUGCAAGCAUAGUUGCAAAGGUCACGAGAGACCAAGCUAUAAGACAAUGGGUGCUUGAAGAGACUGCUGAAAACAUGCACAGGAAUUUUGGCUCUGGAUAUCCUGGAGAUCCCACGACCAAGUCUUGGCUAGAACAUCACAAAAAUUCUGUCUUUGGAUUUCCAACAUUGGUCCGGUUUAGUUGGGGGACCUGCACCACUUAUUUUAAAGAUGGUGCUGAAGUCUUAUGGGAGGCUGACAAAGAUGAAGAUGAAGGCGGCAAUAAUAAUAGCCGCAAGCGACAACUGAAAUUAAGCAAUGUGGGUUUCACCACAUCCAAGAGAAGUGAAGAAAUAGAAUCAAGUGGUAAAGGACGCUCUAGGUUUUUUCAGGCUCGGAAACUUGAGCACCUAAGUCAUUUCUGACAACGCUGAUGCUUACUUUAUUCAUCUCUCUUUGUCUUGCACAACUUUAGUAAUUUCUAGCUCUGUGAAAUUUUGAAAUGUUUCAUUUUCAGAGAACAUCAUGUAUUUAUACCUUUCUGGGGUCUAACCAGAUUUGUACUAGUGAUGUGCCAGUUUAAGGAUGUUACUCUCAAACCCUGUCAAACUAGAAUUGUACUAAUAAUGUGCCAAUUUAAUUAGUAUAGUUGAUAUUUGUAAGUUAAACAUGUAUUUCUAUGUGUACGAUUAAGGAGAUUGAUAAAAUAUUGUGAAAAUGCCAAGUUGCAGAA
Messenger RNA from Lotus japonicus, 1402 nucleotides. RefSeq names its product ribonuclease H2 subunit A. The transcript is spliced from 8 exons. The record is from RefSeq and is a predicted model, not a curated record. Gene Ontology annotation, molecular function: RNA-DNA hybrid ribonuclease activity; RNA binding. Gene Ontology annotation, cellular component: ribonuclease H2 complex. Lineage: Eukaryota; Viridiplantae; Streptophyta; Magnoliopsida; Fabales; Fabaceae. Bases 204 to 1094 code for a protein of 296 amino acids. Gene Ontology annotation, biological process: mismatch repair; DNA replication, removal of RNA primer.